AUGCAGGCAGAAUUCAUUGCAGUAUAUGAAGGAAUGUGUGAAGGGCUAUGGAUUAGAAAUUUCUUGAUGCAGACUAGAAUUUUAAGUCAUAUAGUUUCUGAUGCUCUUGUAAUUUAUUGUGACAAUGAGGCAGCUGUGUUCUUCAGUAAAAACAGUAAAAGGUCAAAUAACUCAAAGCAUAUUGACCUCAAGUAUUACAGUGUGAGGGAGAGAGUCAAGCAUGGUGAAAUUUCAGUAUUGAGUAUAAGCACAGACUUUCAGCUUGUAGAUCCAUUCACUAAGGCAUUGUCAGUUGCAGCAUUCAAGAAACAUAUUGAGAACAUUCGUGUUUUACCUAGUUUAGAUGGUCUUGUAACUUCAGUGAACAUGUUCCUUCAGUUUAAAGUACAAGCAUUAAGACCAUCAGUGUUUUCGGUUUUGCUUGAGUUUCAUUUUGAAACAUUCAGUUGGACCAUUCAGAAGCUUAAGUUGGUGAAUAGCAGAAGACUUCGACCUCGUCUUCAUCUUUGUUUUGCAGCUGCAGCAAUGGCUUCUACUUAUGACGUCAAUGAUGCCCUCUUCUUUGUCACAGCCGAUGGCUAUGCCCUUCUCUACAACUUCAAUGCUUCUCUUAUUGCAGAUGCUGAAUCUGCGAGUACUGGGGUCAAGUAUGUGGGAACCCAAGUGAGCUAUCACGUCGAAAAUAGCACAGCUCUGGAGAUGGUCUACCGAAUCAACAUCGGUGGAAGCCAAGUUUUACCGAACGAAGACACUGGCAUGUACCGGUAUUGGGAUGUCACUGAUGAAUCUUACUUGGAUGAUAUGAGUAGAAAAUACAUUGUUAUACAGAUAACCACAAGCAUGCAACUCAAAUUUAACAAUUUAGCCACUGAUAUUACCUUUAUGGGAGGCCGACGGUUUGUAGUCUACAUUGCUAAUCAAUCUGCUGAAGAACAAGCGGACAUAGUCAUGUGGGGUAGUGGAAAUGGGAUUCCAAUAUACAGAGACUAUAUCGUGUUCAUGUCUGGCACGGGAGGCCACAAGAAAGUAAUGUUAAACUGA
Messenger RNA from Rosa rugosa (rugosa rose), 1041 nucleotides. RefSeq names its product receptor-like protein kinase FERONIA. Gene Ontology annotation, molecular function: protein kinase activity. The record is from RefSeq and is a predicted model, not a curated record. NCBI's taxonomy places the organism in Eukaryota, Viridiplantae, Streptophyta, Magnoliopsida, Rosales, Rosaceae. Bases 1 to 1041 code for a protein of 346 amino acids. The transcript is spliced from 6 exons.